Messenger RNA from Aedes aegypti (yellow fever mosquito), 1715 nucleotides. Its product is annotated as cytochrome P450 9e2. The record is from RefSeq and is a predicted model, not a curated record. The transcript has 2 exons. Gene Ontology annotation, molecular function: iron ion binding; oxidoreductase activity, acting on paired donors, with incorporation or reduction of molecular oxygen; monooxygenase activity. Lineage: Eukaryota; Metazoa; Arthropoda; Insecta; Diptera; Culicidae. The coding region runs from base 30 to 1646 and encodes 538 amino acids.
AUUUAGUCACUCACAACCGGACAACCGAGAUGGAAGUAAAUUUGCUACUUUUGGCCACGGUGUUAACCGUGUUCGUUUAUCUGUACCGACUGAUAACGAAAAAUAACGACUACUUUCACGAUAAGCCGAUCCCGUCACUAAAAGCUCGGCCACUGUUGGGGUCAACCGGCCCUCUGCUGUUGAAGCAGGUAACGUUCUCCGAUUUCGUCGCGUAUGUCUACAACAAGUUUCCCGGCGUCAAAGUCCUCGGAAUGUUCGACACGUUGACGCCGUUCUUCGUGAUCCGUGAUCCGGAGUUGAUCAAGCAGAUCGCCGUUAAGGACUUUGACCACUUCAUGGACCACCGGCCGUUCUUCGGCGAGUCCGUCGAAUCGGAAGAACACCCGUACGCCCUUUUCAAGCGAGUUAUAUUCGCACUGAACGGUCAGCAAUGGCGGAAUAUGCGAGCAACGCUGAGUCCGGCCUUCACUGGACGAAAGAUGCGACUUAUGUUUACUCUGAUGGUGGAUUGUAGCGAGCGGAUGCUGAAGCACUACGAAUCGCUGAUGAGCAGCACAGGUCAAAUGGAGGUGGAAAUCAAAGAUAUGCUGAGUCGGUACGGAAUCAAUGUGAUCGCGUCGUGCGCUUUCGGAAUCGAUGUGGAUUGCUUCAAGGACGUCGAUCACGAAUUCAUGUACCACGGGACGAGGAUGCUUCAAAUGGGCAAUCCACUGGUGAUUGCAAAGAUGCUGUUCACGAGGAUGUUUCCGAAACUUGCGAAUAACUGGGGAAUGGACGUGAUACCUCGAGAGCAGGCGGUGUACUUCAGUAAGCUGAUCAAAGAAACUAUUCGGACACGAGAAAGUCAGGGUAUCGUUCGGAAUGAUAUGAUAGAUUUGUUGUUGGAAGCACGAAAGGGUAAGUUAAAGUAUGAAGAAGAACGAGAGGAAGAACAGGAAGGCUUCGCCACAGUUCAAGAGUCGGAUGUUGGAAAAGCACAGGUAACGAAGGCCAUAUCGGAAGUUGACAUGAUCGCGCAGUGUCUGAUCUUCUUCAUCGCAGGAUUUGAAUCCGUUUCGGCGAACACCAUGUUCAUGAUCUACGAAUUGAUCCUGAAUCCGGAUAUUCAGCAGAAGCUCUACGAAGAGGUUGAGCAGACCUACAAGGAGCUGGGUGAUAAGCGUUUGACGUACGACGCGCUUCAGAGUAUGAAGUACAUGGACAUGGUCAUAUCGGAAACAUUGCGGAAGUGGCCGCUAACUCCAGUUGGCGACCGGAUGUGCGUAAAGGACUACGUUCUGGAUGAUGGACAAGGCCUCCGGUUCACCAUCGACAAAGGCACCUGCGUAUGGUUUCCAAUUCACGGUCUUCAUCACGAUCCUCAGUACUAUCCCAAUCCCGACAGGUUUGACCCUGAGCGGUUCAAGGAUCAGAACAAGGGCCACAUCAAGAUGGGAACGUACAUUCCGUUCGGCAUUGGACCGAGGAACUGCAUCGGGUCACGGUUUGCACUGAUGGAAAUGAAGGCUCUCAUGUACCACAUGCUGCGUAGAUUUUCGUUCCAUCGGACCGCGAAUACACAAAUACCGCCGAAGUUCCGCAAAGGUAUGAAUAACUUCGGAACGGAGCAGGGAUUGCAUGUUGAGUUGCGGCUCCGAGGUCCGUAAACGGCAGUAUGCUUUAAAUUACGUAACAUGCCUUUGAUGAUAAUAAAGAUUAAUUUUCCAUUAUCUGUA